Molecule: messenger RNA, 985 nt
Organism: Ictalurus punctatus (channel catfish)
Lineage: Eukaryota; Metazoa; Chordata; Actinopteri; Siluriformes; Ictaluridae
Gene: pdcd5
Product: programmed cell death 5
Exons: 7
Coding region: 186-593 (135 amino acids)
Cellular component (GO): cytosol; nucleus
Molecular function (GO): DNA binding
Source: RefSeq, a predicted model, not a curated record
ACCUUUUUUCGGGGGGCAAAAGAAUCGUUGUUAUCGUGCAUCUCUAGGGUGGCUGAUUGAUUGCUCUGGGUGUGAUUACUUCAGCCUGGCUAGCUUCUACACCAUUGCAUAUCAUUUGUGCUCAGCCUGGGCUUUAUAACUUAUAUUUUGCACUAAAAAAAAGAGUACAUUUCACCUUCUUAGAUAUGGCUGAUGAGGAAUUGGAGGCUAUCAGGCGGCAGCGUAUGGCAGAACUGCAGGCAAAACAUGGGGGUGUAGUGUGGAACCCGAUGGAGACGGACUCCUCCGAUGAACAAGGGCAACAGGAAGCCAAGCAGAGAGAAACAGAAAUGAGGAACACAAUACUGGCCCAGGUUUUGGCUCAGUCGGCCCGUGCCAGAUUGAGUAACCUGGCGCUGGUGAAGCCUGACAAAGCAAAAGCUGUGGAAAAUUAUCUGAUACAAAUGGCUCGAAUGGGCCAGCUCGGGGGAAAGAUCUCAGAGUCCGGUUUAAUAGAGAUCCUUGAAAAAGUCAGUCAACAAACAGAGAAGAAAACAACUGUCAAGUUUAACAGGCAGCGAGUGAUGGACUCGGAUGAAGACGAUGAUUAUUAAAAACGAGUAUUUGCUCCAGUCAGUGUGCUGGUGAGAGAUUACUGUGCUACUCUGGAUCUCGAGAAGCACCAGUGUCUGACCAAAGGCCUGAUCUGUGGAGAGCAUCCUGGGGGGGGGGAAGACUCCUGUUCCUUUGGCCACACAGGAACUUCUGAUCCAUGUUGUUUCUAUUAUAUCACACUAUUAUCAUCUAUUAUAUUUUCACUUCUAGAAUUUUUUUCCACAAAACAACAAUGUACAGUACAAAUUUUAUAUUCUAUCUGCUUUGGGAAUACUGUGUUUCCACCCCACUCCAAAUUAGUAUCAAAAUGGAACAGGCCUUCUUGUCAUCUCUCAAUUUUUGAAUCCCCUGUGCAACAGUUUACAUAAUUAAAAAAAAGCCUUAUAUACAA